AUGAAAGGAUGCAAGCCGCGUGCUACUCCUAUGGAGAAUCGUCUAAAACUAAGCAAGAACAACACUGAUCCUCCAGUUGAUGCCACAAAGUGCAGGAGUCUAGUGGGAAGCCUAAGAUACCUUGUCAACACAAGGCCUGAUCUAGCAUUUGCUGUUGGGAAAGUAAGCCGCUACAUGGACUCCCCUACAACUCAGCACGUGACGGCUCUUAAACAUAUUCUGAGAUAUGUAGCUGGUACCAUCGGUUUUGGGUGUUGCUACAAAGAGGAUGGUGAUCAAACACUGAUUGGGUAUAGUGAUCACUUGGGCGUCACAGGCAUAGCAUUUUUUCUCGGUAAAGGCUUGAUCACUUGGGCGUCACAAAAACAGAAGAUUGUGGCUCAAUCAUCGUGCGAGGCCGAGUAUAUUGCAGAAGCGUAUGCUGCAAGUGAGGGUGUAUGGCUCAGUGGACUACUUGCUGAUCUGAAGAAAGAAGGGCCAGUUGUUGCAAAGCUCAAAGUAGAUAACAAGUCAGCCAUAGCUCUUAGUAAGAAUCAGUUCUCCAUGACAGAAGCAAAGGAAGGGAGAAUCAUCAUCGAGUAUGUGCCAACAGAGAAGCAGCUCGCAGACAUUCUCACAAAGUCAUUGGGGCGUCUCAAAUUUGUCGAGAUGCGAGAGAAGAUUGGAGUUCUGGAGGUUAAUCCUGAAAAUGUGCUAUAG
Messenger RNA from Aegilops tauschii subsp. strangulata, 699 nucleotides. RefSeq names its product secreted RxLR effector protein 161-like. The record is from RefSeq and is a predicted model, not a curated record. Lineage: Eukaryota; Viridiplantae; Streptophyta; Magnoliopsida; Poales; Poaceae.